GGUCCUGUAUGUUCCGCUACAUUAAGUCAAAAUCUUAUUACCUCCUGAAUUUUCUAGAGGUUAAGACAGACAAUUUGGUCACUGAAUGUUCAACUCGACACUUCGAGACCUUCAUAUUUACUGGGAAAUAACUAGUCACUGAGUACAGUCCUCACUUGAAUGUUGAUUUGUAAGCAUGACUGAGAAAUCAGCCGCCAUUUGCUAAUAUCAAAACCAACUAAGAAUGUCAAGUAAUUUGGUGAUGCCACGGUUAAACACUUUUCCAUUUCCCGCCUUCUUUGCUCUGUGCAAAUUAAAAUUCACGAAUUGUAGGGCCCAAAUUGCUAAUCAUUUAAAACCGCUUUUAAAAGUCACUACCUGAUACGUUAUCUUUUCGUAUAAUCUGAAACAGAAAGAAGGCUUUAAAAUAAACGCUUUAAGAAGAAUUAAUUGAUUUCCGAUGAAGGCCGUCGGGUUGUCUUUUAGCGAAAAUUCCACACUAUUGCUCAAAAAACACAAAUUAUGCAGAAAACAAAAGGAGUCAACAGCCAAUUAAGUUGUUCCUGCAGCCAUUUGGACCAAUCAGAAUCCGCUCCUCCGUAUAAAUUUUGGUCGCGCUUCUUCCAGGCUCAGAGUUUCCUUUGUGAACUUAAGCUAGUAGUAAUGGCUCGUACUAAGCAGACCGCUCGCAAGUCCACCGGCGGCAAGGCCCCGCGCAAGCAGCUGGCCACCAAGGCUGCUCGCAAGAGCGCGCCGGCCACCGGCGGCGUGAAGAAGCCCCACCGCUACCGGCCCGGCACCGUGGCGCUGCGCGAGAUCCGGCGCUACCAGAAGUCGACCGAGCUGCUGAUCCGCAAGCUGCCGUUCCAGCGGCUGGUGCGCGAGAUCGCGCAGGACUUCAAGACCGACCUGCGUUUCCAGAGCUCGGCCGUCAUGGCGCUGCAGGAGGCUUGCGAGGCCUACCUGGUGGGUCUGUUUGAGGACACCAACCUGUGCGCCAUCCACGCCAAGCGCGUCACCAUCAUGCCCAAGGACAUCCAGCUGGCCCGCCGCAUCCGCGGGGAGAGGGCUUAAGUUGGUCUCUGCAGUGUUUUUUUCAAAGGCUCUUUUCAGAGCCACCCAAAUCUGCACGGAAGGAGCUGUUUGCUUCUGUUUGGGCCUUGCCAUUUUAGAAUUUUACCCUUAGGAAGACACUAGCUCACUUCCUUAGUAUAUUUCUGACCGGUUUGUUUCCUGAGGCAUGUAUUUAAUAAGUGCCAGGUUUGGUUUUCAAACUCCCUAAGUUAAUGGUACCUUCCUGUGUUUAGCGAGCUACUCCAGAAUAAAUACGUUUGGGUUAAAAUUAAA
This is a messenger RNA of Myodes glareolus (Bank vole), 1326 nucleotides long. The record is from RefSeq and is a predicted model, not a curated record. Lineage: Eukaryota; Metazoa; Chordata; Mammalia; Rodentia; Cricetidae.